Mycena indigotica is the source of this 1659-nucleotide messenger RNA. RefSeq lists its product as uncharacterized. Lineage: Eukaryota; Fungi; Basidiomycota; Agaricomycetes; Agaricales; Mycenaceae. The record is from RefSeq and is a predicted model, not a curated record. The transcript is spliced from 4 exons. The coding region runs from base 1 to 1659 and encodes 552 amino acids. Gene Ontology annotation, molecular function: oxidoreductase activity, acting on paired donors, with incorporation or reduction of molecular oxygen; heme binding; monooxygenase activity.
AUGGUAGCAGCAGAACUUUUGAUAUCGGCUGGAUUGCUUGGUUUCGUGAACCACGCUUAUUUCAAGCGGCAUGAGCCGGAUAAUGCUCAUACGACGCUGCUCUUCCUCAUUACACAGCCCUUUGCGCUGACUUGCCUCGUCUCUGGCUCCCUUUCCGUUGCUAACGUACUCCUGACUGCAGCGACGUUCAUUGGCACACUUUCGAUCUCCAUCGUCGCUUACCGUCUCUCGCCAUGGCAUCCGCUUGCCCAUAUUCCUGGUCCUACCCUAGCGAAGGUUUCUAAGUGGUGGGGGGUAAAGCUGGCGAUUAGUGGAAACCGGGCUCGAUUCCUCAAGGAACAGCACGAUCGCUACGGAAACGUCAUAAGGAUUGGACCCAAUGAGGUCAGCAUCGUCAAUGCCGAUGCCAUACGAUCUAUCUUGGGCACCGGUGGACUGCAGAAAGGGUCAUACUAUGAACCUUUCUCCGAUGCGACUUUGCCGUCCAAGAGUAUUCUCAACCUGAAGGGCGAACUGCAUGAUAAUCGGCGUCGCAUCUGGAAUCGCGGCAUGUCUUCUGAGUCACUACGUGGUUAUGAGAGCAUUCUCGCCAUCCGACUUCGACAACUGUUGGAUCGUCUGGAUGAAAUUGCGAAGACUCCCCAGGCCGAGCUUGACAUCAAUGAAUGGAUAAGCUACUUGACAUUUGAUUUCAUGGGUGACAUGGCUUUUGGAGGCGGCUUCAACAUGCUACUCGAUGGAGGCGACAAAGACGGGAUGUGGGGUGUCAUUAGACUUGGCGUCAAAGCUACUUCAAUUCUUGCCCAUGUUCACUGGAUUGUACCGACUUUCAACAUGAUACCGGGUCUGAACGAGACCACUGAACGACUCCGACGUUUUGGCAGUGACAACGCUCGGCGUCGGGUCAAGAGCGGGCCAAAAGAAAUUCGUGACUUGUGGUAUCACUUGAUGGACGAAGAUGGCCAUGAGAGGGUCAAGCCAACUUUACCUGAGGUACUUGUCGAUGGCGUGUUUACUGUCGUUGCCGGAUCCGACGCAUCGAGUGUUGCCCUCAGUGCAUUCAUAUGGUGUAUGCUGACUCAUCCAGAUAUCUACGCAAGGGUCCAAAUAGAGGUCGAUAGCGUUUAUUCCGACCCGCAGACUGUCUUUGACUCGGAGAAACACGGAGAACUCAAGCUCCUUACAGCCUGCUUCCACGAAUCGCUCCGGCUUUACCCGCCUGUCGGUAGCGGCGGUCCUCGCCAAGUCCCAAUCGGGGAAUCACGGUUUAUCGCCGGUCAACACAUCCCUGAACACACCCAAAUAUUCCUCCCCCCUUAUGCUAUCCAUCGGUCACCCAAACAUUAUUUCCCUGCGCCAGAUGAAUUCGACCCCGAGCGUUGGCUUCGCGUUUCAUCAGAAACGGACGGGGACCCCUCCAAGGAAAUCCUCAACCACAACACCUUCCUCGCAUUCUCUUAUGGAGCUGCCAACUGCGCUGCCAAGCACCUUGCUUGGCGCGAACUUAUCAUGGUCGCGAGUGCGUUGUUUAGACGAUAUAAUUUUGAGUUUGCGAAGAACGGCACACCGCUGCAAACGACUGGGUGGGACGAGUCUUUGGGUGAUUACUACGUAACGGAAGCCGAAAAGCUCCUUGUACACAUAACUAGGCGGAACUAA